AUGAAUAUUCCGGACCGGAAACGACGUUCUCUGAAACCUGUUGCAUUUGCAGCAGUUGCUUUUUCAACCAUUUCAGUAAUGUGCUGUGUGAUUACAUUACCUAUUAUAUACAGUCAUGUACAAAAUGUUCAAUCAUUUAUGCAAAAUGAAGUUGAUUAUUGUAAGACACGUUCACGUGAUAUGUGGAAAGAAAUGGUACAAUUACAAACGGUUACGUCAUCUGUAGCUGACACUACAGCAUCUCGUAAAAAACGUCAUUUUACGAGUAAUGAUGAGUCAAAGCUGGACAUGGCAAUACCAUCGAAUCGAGGAAGUUGCUGUACUUGUCAAGUUGGAUCACCUGGAGCACCUGGUUCACCUGGACGUGAUGGACGACCUGGAGCACCAGGACGACCAGGUGAUCCAGGCCCACCAGGCCGUGAUGGUAGUUUGCUUCCUGGACCACCUGCAAAACCACCAUGCCAGAAAUGUCCACCUGGACCACCUGGACCGCCUGGACCUCCUGGGCCAAAAGGUUUACCAGGACCACAAGGAGAAGCUGGCACUCCAGGAAUUGAUGGUGCUCCUGGUUUGCCAGGACCACCAGGACCUCAAGGACCACAAGGACCACCAGGAUUGCCAGGUGAAAAGGGACCUCCAGGAGAGCCAGGAAAGAUUGUAAAUGGUGCGCCACCUGGUCCACCAGGACCACCUGGACCUCCUGGUCCUCAAGGACCUCCUGGUUCUCCUGGACGAGAUGGUAAACCAGGUAAACCAGGUCCUCCAGGACCACAAGGUGACCCAGGAGAGAAAGGUGUGGACGGAUUACCAGGAUUACGUGGACCACCAGGACCCAGAGGACCACCAGGACAGCCCGGUUCAUGUGAUCAUUGUCCUCCACCAAGAACCGGUCCAGGUUCUCUAGUUAAAUAG
Brugia malayi is the source of this 912-nucleotide messenger RNA. It is a transcript of the gene Bma-dpy-3, whose product is annotated as Nematode cuticle collagen N-terminal domain containing protein. The record is from RefSeq and is a predicted model, not a curated record. The transcript has 5 exons. The coding region runs from base 1 to 912 and encodes 303 amino acids. Lineage: Eukaryota; Metazoa; Nematoda; Chromadorea; Rhabditida; Onchocercidae. Gene Ontology annotation, molecular function: structural constituent of cuticle.